ACUUCUGCAAGUGCCACUUCUUCAACUACAAAAACAGAAGCCCUCACAUCUUCAACUUCAGCUUCCACAGCCAUAAGUAGUAUCCCAACUAGCACAACUGCAGCAGCAGCUAAAACAGAAACUUCUGCAAGUGCCACUUCUUCAACUACAACAACAGAAUCCCUCACAUCUUCAACUUCAGCUUCCACAGCCAUAAGUAGUAUCCCAACUAGCACAACUGCAGCAGCAGCUAAAACAGAAGCUUCUGGAAGUGCCAUUUCUUCAACUCCAAAAACAACAGAAGCCCUGACAUCCUCAACAACAGCUUCCAAGCCAUCAAGCAGUAGACCAACGAGCACAAGUGCAGCAGCCAGAACAGAAACUUCUGCAAGUGCCACUUCUUCAACUACAACAACAGAAUCCCUCACAUCUUCAACUUCAGCUUCCACAGCCAUAAGUAGUAUCCCAACUAGCACAACUGCAGCAGCAGCUAAAACAGAAACUUCUGCAAGUGCCACUUCUUCAACUAUAACAACAGAAGCCCUACCAUCUUCAACUUCAGCUUCCACAGCCAUAAGUAGUAUCGCAACUAGCACAACUGCAGCAGCAGCUAAAACAGAAGCUUCUGGAAGUGCCAUUUCUUCAAUUACAACAACAACAGAAGCCCUCACAUCCUCAACAACAGCUUCUACAGUGACAAAGAGUAGCCCAAGCAUCACCACUGUAGCAGCCUCAAGAACUUCUGCAAGCAGCACUUCCAUAUCCCCAAAAAAUACAUACACUGCAAAAGUUGCAACCUCAUCUUCAACUACUUUAUCAUCCAUGGUGUCAAAGAUCAUUACUGGAUCAGCAAUGAUCAGAAUCAAGUUCUUCUUCCACUUCCUGAAGCCCAUCAGUGAUGGCAAUAUGAUUGCUAUCAUCAACCAAUUCGAACAUUCACAAAUCAAAGGUCUGACUGCACCUCUGAUGUCGCAGAAUAUAACGUAUGAAAAAUUGUCUGACGGAGGCUUUGCCCUCCAGUUGAUUUAUGAGAUCAAGAAUGUGAACAUGUCAGAAAAUGUUCAGAACAGACAUGACACCUAUGGAUUGGUCCAGGACUCCGUCAACACACUGUUGAACUCAAUACUGCAGAAACCAGGUGCCAAACCUUUUACAUUUCCAACGGCGAACUGCACGAGUCAGAGUAACCAAAUACUGGCUAACAUAGACUACGUCUUUAAAGAAGGAGAUAUUAAGGAUCCAAGUGGCUUCCUCCUUGCAAUCUUGGAAUCCGCUGGUCUGUUGAGUACCACCACAACUGUACCGCUCACCACUCCCGGGGCAAACGUCACCCACGUGGGAGGCGGCUUCCCUGGCUGGGCUUUGGCCAUUAUCAUCCCAUGUGGAGUCAUCCUCCUGCUCAUCCCCUUUUGGAUUCUCCUUUGUUGUCUGCUGUGUGGCUGCUGUGCAGCUAAGAAGCGGUCCUACACUAUACCCUACAGGCUGCACAACGUGUAAUGAGGCAAUACCAGCAAAUGCAGCUAUAAGCCGGAUGCUGUACAGCCCAGUAACCAGUCACAGAACUGAGCCUGUGCAUCUUCAUCCUGCCGUCAGAGUGGAUGUCCGUCUAAACCUCUCCAUCCUUUUUCCUUCAUGGUUCAGUAUUAUAAUGGAAUAUUCACUUUAAAUAUUAACAUUAAAUGGAAUUACACAACUUAUGUCCAGGAAAGAUUUUCAUAAUUACAAAGUAAUAAUGUGUUUUCUUUCUUUAUGAUGAAAUCAUCAGUUUUCUGAAACAGGUUAUUUUUGUUAAAUGUUGUUUUUGUUCAACUGAAAAAUUGCAACUGCGU
Brienomyrus brachyistius is the source of this 1808-nucleotide messenger RNA. Its product is annotated as pneumococcal serine-rich repeat protein-like. The annotation marks the transcript as partial. NCBI's taxonomy places the organism in Eukaryota, Metazoa, Chordata, Actinopteri, Osteoglossiformes, Mormyridae. The record is from RefSeq and is a predicted model, not a curated record. The transcript is spliced from 8 exons.